Molecule: messenger RNA, 2745 nt
Organism: Mytilus californianus (California mussel)
Lineage: Eukaryota; Metazoa; Mollusca; Bivalvia; Mytilida; Mytilidae
Product: kxDL motif-containing protein 1-like
Exons: 4
Coding region: 30-704 (224 amino acids)
Biological process (GO): lysosome localization
Cellular component (GO): BORC complex
Source: RefSeq, a predicted model, not a curated record
CAUUUAGUAUCGCCAACCAAAAAUAAAUAAUGGAAGAGGAGGAUGAAAGUGAUAACUCCUCAACAAAAUUUGCCCAGUCUAUUGUAGAACAAGUGAAUAGGUCGGAUAUUGAAGCAAUGGUCCAGGUUCAGCGUGACAUGUUAUCAAGAUAUGAGAAAACAAAUGAAAUGUUGAUCAAUUUCAACCUGUUGUCAUUAUCUCGGUAUGAGGCUACAAGUCAGGAAUUCAAAAAGCACACACAAGUUUUAUAUGAAAUGAAGAAAGAUUUAGACAGUGUAUUUCGAAGAAUAAGGCAAUUAAAGCAAAGAUUAGGCUCAAUGUAUCCAGAAGCCUUUUCAGUUUGUAGUGAUGUUUACAAUAUGUUGAGUGAGGAUGAAGAAGAUGGAGAAAAUAAAAGUAAAAACAAAGACAAAAAUAAACAUGAUAACAAACAUUCCAGUGAUCAUGAUUCUCCAGAAACAGCAGAUGGAAUGAAUGACAUGCUAGGGAAUCAUGGGAAAAAAAGGAUUGAACAAAAUGGAGGCAUUAACUGUGAUAAAACAGACAGUGAAGCAAAAACAAAAAUAAUAAACAACAUAUCAAAUACAGACCAAAUUGAACAAAUACAUAUAUGUAAUUCUGAAAUGAAUUGUACAAACAUUGAGGUCAAUAAUGGAAGUAGUGUGAAAAGUUCUAUACAAAAACAAACAGAAGAUAAUGGAUGAAUAAUUUCUCUUGAUUGUUUUAAUCUUAUUAGUUUAAAAUAUUGUAUGCACAUUGAAGUUGAUAUGCCUAUCAUUAUGCAUUUCUUUAUUAUUAGCACUAAGGCAAUGAGUAUUCAUCUUUUGUGGUGGAUUCAGGUUUUUUAUGUUGACAAAAUUUCUUCAGUAAUGGAGGAUUAAGAACUGUUUUUUUUUUUAAAUCAAAGUUUUUAAUAUAUUUACAAAUUUUCAUAACAGACAAAUCAUUUAUAUUUAAUCACUUCGUUCCUUAAGAAAACUCUAUUUUCAAGAAAUUUAGAAUCAAACAUUUUAUUUAUGAAAAAAAUAUGCCCCCAACACAUGAUGAAUGGUUGUUGCCUAUAUUACUUUGACAUCUUUAUUAGAAAAACCAAUGUGAGCAUCAUAGUAGGAAAUGUAGGUUUGUUGACAUCAAUGAAUACACUUUGUCAUACAUUUUAAUAUCAUCAAUAUAACAAAAAAUGUCAUAAAAACUUUAAAUUAUGACACGAUACUUAAAAAAAACAGCUACUCCUUUCACAAAAAUUGUUAUUAAGGAAAAAAAAAUUGUCAUACUUAACAAACAAUUUUAAUCGUAAGAUAUAUUUUUAUAAAAUAUAUUCAGCCAUUGAUUUAAUUUUCUUACCAAAGACUUCAAAGUUCAAAGGUUAAAUAAUUUGAUGUACAUUGCAGGAUUUUCUGUUUCCAUUCUCUUUCUCAUGAAAAAUCUUCUUUAACAGUCUGUAGUAUACGUAGAACUUACUAUAUCAAAGAAUGAUUCUCAGCGAAAAACAAAGAAAAGAAGAAAAAUAUAAAUGCAAAAAACAAUUAUGCAUCACACCAGUAGCCAGGUGGGUUUUGGGGGUUCAAUUGAAUCCCCAAGAAGACCAAAAAUACUAUUUAAGAUGAAAUUCCGAUUAAAGUCAGAACCUCAUGACCUUAUUAAAUGAAUGAUGGUCUUAUUUAGAUAUUUUCAAAUCAAUAUCACUGUGUUGCUUUCUAGAAUGGCCUGAUUGUUCUAGUAAACCAUGCCCAUGUUGGUGAAAUCAAUAUCACUGUGUUGCUUUCUAGAAUGGCCUGAUUGUUCUAGUAAACCAUGCCCAUGUUGGUGAAAUCAAUAUCACUGUGUUGCUUUCUAGAAUGGCCUGAUUGUUCUAGUAAACCAUGCCCAUGUUGGUGAAAUCAACACUGUGUUGCUUUCUAGAAUGGCCUGAUUGUUCUAGUAAACCAUGCCCAUGUUGGUGAAAUCAAUAUCACUGUGUUGCUUUCUAGAAUGGCCUGAUUGUUCUAGUAAACCAUACCCAGGUUGGUGAAAUCAAUAAUCUAUGCUUUGUUACAAAACAUACAAUUUUUAGAUUAAAAGUCCAUAUUUUGAUGAAAUAGAGAUGUUUGAUGAAAGACCACAGUAGCUAAAAGAUAUAAAGAUUGAAAAUAUUAGACCAGACAAGAUAAAAAAAGAAAGCUCAACAAUGACUGAGAUCAUAAACCCAUACUAAACAAAUUUUGAUAUCUAGCAAACCAUAGGAUAUUGAAAUAAAUACCAGUAAUCAUUUGUUUAAUGAAUAUGUCACCAUUGGAAAUAAAAAUAACUGACUUUCUUUAGGUUAGCUGACACCAUGUUAAAGUCCCCAAGUAUGGCCAGAUAAAAUAACUGAAAGGCUUAUUGGAGUGUAUUUUUUGAAAGAUGAAUGUAUUUUUCUUUAUAAAAAAAAUGCAUGCAGCAUGUGGUAUUCUAAGUUGCUUCACAUUAUUUAUUAAAUUUGUGAGUAGGCAUUUUCAUUUUCUGCUUUUUAAUUGUGCGUUUAAAUCAGAUUAUUACAGAAAUAAAAUUCCAAAUUAUAAAAUUUCUGGAUGACUGAGAUUUAUUUUUGGACUGAAUGCAUUCAGUCGAAAACUUACAUAAUGAAGUAAAACGGGUUUGAAGCUAUACAAGGCAAGGUACCAUUUUGAUAUAUGAAGCAAAUACUUAAUAUGUAUGCUUUUUUUAUAUUGUUUUGUAAUUUAAAUGCCAUGCUAUUGGAAAUGUGCAAUAAAAAAUCUGACAUUA